AUCUGCACUGUGUUUAUCAUGUUGAGACACCACCUUGUCUUUGUUUCUUCCAGCUGGCAGACAGUAGCUCCACAUUCUGACAUGAGCUGAACAUACAUACAUCUAAGAGGGAUAUUCUGGGAGCAGUCAAGAGGAUUCUCACAAAGUUCACAAUCUAAAUGUCCAACUGAAACAGUCUGAAGUGAUGGAUUCUCCAGAGUUUUCUCGGUUGUCAUCUUUGAGGGGAGAGUUUAAAGAAGAUUACAUCCAACCCGAUUACAGAGAGUCUUACCGUCUGGCUAUUGAUUGCCUGGUGAACACGGGCAGAGAAAGUUACCAAGAGCUCCUAAAAGGAGAACGUGUCGGAAGUUUCCUCUCAGAGGAAGAGAUUCUCUUUAUCACUGAAAAUGUAGAACAACUCCCACCUCAAAACGAUGCAGAGGAAAUCGAUGGUCCACCAGAUAACCAAUCAUCCUCAGGGACGUACUGGCCCAUUCACUCGGAUGUGGACACGCCAGAUUUGGACUUAGGGUGGCCGGAGGUCAUGCAUGACCUACUGCAGACUAAUAUAGAUCUGCUCUUUCAUCCAGCAAGACAAAACAACCCCACCAUCAAAGAAGUGGUCCGGAAGCAUAUUCGGGAAGCAAGACAGGUUGUUGCCAUUGUGAUGGAUAAGUUCACUGAUGUAGAUAUAUUCAAAGAAGCUGUCGAUGUCUCUGCACGUGGAGUCCCGGUCUAUGUGCUUUUGGAUGAGUUCCAUUUGAAAAGUUUCCUCACAAUGGCUGAAAGUCAAGAUGUAAAAAUUCAACAACUCAGAAACAUGAGGGUGCGCACUGUGAGAGGUCAGGGUUACCUCUGCCGAUCAGGAGCUAAAUUUCAUGGGGCAAUGGAGCAGAAGUUUCUUUUAGUGGACUGCCACACAGCGAUUUAUGGCUCAUACAGCUUCACUUGGUCGUUUGAGAAGAUUAAUCUGAGCAUGGUUCAGGUCAUCACAGGACAUCUGGUAAAAUCCUACGAUGAGGAGUUUCGAACACUCUACGCCCGGUCAAGUGUGCCAGCAGAGCUGUGCCCCCCCGAGGGUUUUUUACAGCGCAAUGGGCCACAUGGACGACAGAUUUUUCCAAAAUCUCAUUCUGCCCAAAGAAUUGAGCGACAGGACCAGUUGAGACAUACACUGGACACAGUCUAUAGGAAGACCUGUGAGAGGAAACUAGGUGCAAGAGACUUUGAAGAGAGGCUCUUUGAACAAGGACCUAACGAGCUUAGGCCUUUGAUGGAGAAUGGGAUCGUUGUUCCAGAUCAGAUGCCCCAAUUACAGUCUACAGAGAUGAUGAACUUCAUGAAAAGGCACAGUUAUGCUGGGGAGAAACGCAAUGGAUGUAUGCCACAGAACAUCAGGACCAGAGCGAGCAACUGGAACAUUGACAGAGAAACAGGAACUGUAACAAACAACUACACCAUGGACAAUUAUUUACAAGUGCCACCAAUGCAUGGAGGUCAAAACAUACAUCAGUCUUACAAUGGUAACGACAUUUUGUCCAUGCAGCAGUACAUGCCAACACUGGAGAAUACAUCCAAGUCAUUCAUGCGCACAAUGAGGAUUGACUCUUACCUCAAAAAUCCUGACGUCCCAUUCGGAGACUCUUGUGACUAUUUAGACCAAUUUGAUCAGGACAAAGCUAACUCCUUCAUGCAGGGAAGACUGAGGUCUUCCCUUGCUUUCAGGUCGACCAUACCAGAGCAAAUGGAGCCAAAUACUCCUUUACACUAUUCAUCAAUGCAGUGGAAUCCGACAGGAGGAGCUGAAAACAGAAUGUGUAAUGAAGAGUUCAUGUACAAGAGGAAGAGUUUGCAGAUUUUGGAGGACAGUCGGAAUAACACAGGCUAUGGUCCCGGUAUGAACUCUUAUCAGCCUGUAUACAGUGGCUUAAGCAGACCUAAAGAUGGACUUAUGAUCACAAACCCUGACAUCCUGACAGACAGUUGGCACAAAAGGCAUAGUGUAGCAGAUCCAAGAUCAAACAAUGAGUAUGCACAAAAAUCCUCAAGUCACAUGAAUGGAGCUUUUGCAAGGAUGCAAGUAAACAGAAGCACGACAGGAAUCAAUGCACAGAAUGGAAGGUAUGUGUCAAAUCUGAACGAAGAUCAAAGGUCUCUCUCUCAUUUUGACAUGAAGAGUAUUACAACCACAAAGAGCCCCAGUACUCCCAAUUGGCAGGAGCCACCAUCCAGGACUGUGUCUACAGCAGCCUUGGAUGCAAAUAGCAAGGAUUUGACAGCUAAAUCCAACAGCAAGGGCUCUCUGCAAAUUCUAAAGAGUACCAAGAAAAUAAAAUCCUUAUUGAACAUACCAGAGAAAAAAGAGGAUUCAGUUGGAAACCUGGAUACAUUGAGUCUAAGGUCUGGCACCAGUACAGACACCCUAACAGCUCAGGAUCAGGAAGGGAAAUCAGAUGGACAAGGCAAACCUUACCAAAGAACAACCACUCCUGUUAGGUCUCUCUCAGAGCAGCAGAGGAACCGGUUAGAUACAGACCAUUUAAAACCAUCAAAACCUCGAUUCACUGUUGAGGAGCAACGAAAUCCACCACAGACGUCCCUCACAAAAGCUACCACACAGCAGAAAUCCACUGCUCUUGACAAAAGUGCAAGAUCUGGCCUAGACACAAGAAGCUGGAGCAAAGAUCGUGGUGCCGAGAACCGCCUUUACAGCAGAUUGGAGUCUUUCUGUUCACUUGAAAGGAAACACACUACACGUUCUUCAAACAGCUUUGGAACCACCCACUCUCAGGGCAAAACAAAAGGCCUUCCUAAAGGCGAGGCAGCUAUUGAAAACAACCUCACUCGAGCUGCACGAGGGCAUCAUGAAAAUAAGCUGGAGAAAUUCUUCCAUAGAGUGGGAAAUCUCAUACAAAAGAACAAGUAGUCUAAGACACAGAUCACUUUUUAUGAAUGCACAUUUGACAGGGUUUGCUAAUAUUAUUUUUCUGUGUUUACUUUGGAAAAUGUUUUCAGCAAACAUUGUUUACAUUUUGACAUCUGCUUAUUUUAUUGUAUAAAGAUGCACUGAUGAGUACCAUUAAAGGGGAACAUAUUCUAUAUGUAUAUAUGCAGCAGACCGCCAUGUAACAGAAUCUUAAUGCCACUUUUAAGCUGUCUUUGUUUUUCUUCACAGCUGACGCCAACCUGAAGUGAAACAUUCAAAUGCUGCCAGAUGUUACAGAUGCAUUAAGUAGUAGUUGUGUCAAAAUGUCACAGGUGUAUACAAUUUAUUGCUGCAAGCGUAGGUGUGUGCACAUGCCAAAGUGCUGUUGUCAUUAUAAAGAAGCCAAGAAGCCAAGGUGAUGGUAUUACAAACAAAUUUGAAUGUAAUAUAACCAGCACUCCACAUGAUGGAACACAUCAAGUAUAUGUCAUCACAUUUGUGUCAAGUAUAAGUCAGAAAGAGGUGUCAUGAAUUCUAUGGGGGUUGCAAUAAUUUUUUUUUUCAAAGAUAAUUUUUGGCCUUUUCAAGCUUUUAUUUUUGAUAGAGACAGCUGAAGAGUGACAGGAAUGUGGGGAGAGA
Molecule: messenger RNA, 3544 nt
Organism: Larimichthys crocea (large yellow croaker)
Lineage: Eukaryota; Metazoa; Chordata; Actinopteri; Sciaenidae
Gene: sack1b
Product: family with sequence similarity 83 member B
Exons: 5
Coding region: 185-2905 (906 amino acids)
Biological process (GO): signal transduction
Cellular component (GO): cytoplasm; membrane
Molecular function (GO): protein kinase binding
Source: RefSeq, a predicted model, not a curated record